UCCCAAUUUCUUCUGAAUCUUCCAUCUUUUAGACGAAAGAGAAGGGAAUCGAAGAUUUUCCUUCCUAAUUUGUAUCGAAAAUGGAGAGAUUUAUGGUAUAUGGUUACCAAAGAUUGAAGUUUGUUACCCAAAGAAGAAUUCUUUUUACUUUUCAAUUCAAAGCCUCCAUUUCGAGAUUUAUGAUAGCAGGCUUUUGGUAUCCCUUCCCAAGCUAAACACCUAAUAAUCUAAAACUAGAAGAUUCAUCUGUUGUUUCAAUUAUCAAGUAUGGCUUCAUCUGAUUCACAGCAAUCUCAUGAUACUCCAAUGGAGUCUGAUACUUCAGCUAAAGGAAAAGCAGACAUUGCUUGGCAGUAUGCAAGGGAAGAGAAACAUCCAGUGACUAAGAAAAGAAUAUCCAUAACAUGUACCGUAUGUUAUAAAAAGAUUUUUGGUGGAAGAAUCAAUAGGCUAAAGAAGCAUCUUGCUGGACAAAUAGGGGAAGUUGCACCAUGUACAAAAUUUAAUCAAGAUGUUCGAUAUCAAAUGCUAGAGUCACUGAAAGAAACAUCUACAAAGAAGCGACAAAGAGAAGUUGAGGGUGACGACCAGCAUGAUAGCGAAGUUCAGGAAAUCGAAGAAGUUGAAAUGAAUAAGCAAACUUCUGUACCCAUAAAUACAAAUAGAAAUGGAGCUAGUAAGAGGGUUGCAGGGGUAGCUAACCAGAAAAGCACAGGAAUAGGUGGAUAUUUUGCGCCUCGAACUACACCUGGUUCUCAACCGUCAAUAAGAAGUGCACUUGCGAGCAAAGAAGUAAAGAAACAAACUGAUUUGGCUGUUGCUACUUGGAUGUUUGAUGCUUGCAUCACAUUUAAUGCGAUUAAUUCAUACUAUUUUCAGCUUAUGUUGGAUGCAUUUGCUACAAUUGAUCCAGGAUACAAGGCUCCUUCGUAUGAUGAUAUCCAUACUAAUUUAUUAAGAGCCAUGGUUAAAGAAGUACAAUUAUUUGUUGAAAAUUUUAGAAGGUUUUGGGCAGAUACAGGUUGCACUGUUAUGGAAGAUGGUUGGAAGGACAAAAUUAACCGCAGUUUAAUUAACCUUUUAGUUGAUUGUCCAAAGGGAACUGUUUUCUUAAAAUCGGUGGAUGCUUCUGACAUGGUGAAGACGGGAGAACAGGUAAUGGUAACAGGUUGAAAUUGUAGGUGAACAACAUGUUGUUCAAAUGGUAACAGGUAAUGCUAGCAAUUACGCACUUGCUGGAAAAUUGUUAGAAGAAGCAUUCCCUAAUAUGUACUGGACACCAUGUGCUGCACACUCUGUCAAUUUGAUCUUAAAGGAUUUUGGAGAACUAGGUGAUAUUAAAGAUGUCGUUCGCAAAGCAGCGAAGGUAACAAAGUACAUUUACAAUCAUUCGAAGGUAUUAGCUUUAUUGCGUAAACGACCUGGAUGGACUGAAAUUAUUCGCCCUGCUGCUACCCGUUUUGCAACAAAUUUUAUUGCAUUACAGAGCAUAAUUUCACAUAAGCAUCAUUUGCAAGGACUGGUUACAUGUCCUGAAUUUGUUGAGUCUUCAUACGACAAAGAAGAUAGUGGACAAGAUUUUUAUAACGUUGAAUUUUGGAAGACUUUCUCGAAGGUUGUUAAAAUUAGUGAGCCAUUUGUUUGUGUGUUAAGGAUGGUGGAUUCAGAAGAUAAGCCUGCAAUCGGUUUCCUGUAUGAUAGCAUUAUUAAGGUGAAAAAUAAUGUGUCAAAUGUGUUCAACAUGAGGAAAAGGGACUAUGAACCGUACAUGAAAAUUAUCAACACUAGGUUCGAUAAGCACUUCAAGAAAAACAUUCAUAUCAUGGGAUAUUGGUUGAAUCCUGCUAUCCAGUAUAACGAGGACAUGUCUAAGGAUCCUAGGAUCCAUUCUUAUGUCUGAGAUGUUAUUGAAAUGUUGCAGGAUAUAAUCAAACGUUGCAGGACAAGUUCAUGAAAGAGAAGCAAGCUUUUCAAGAAGCAACAGGUGAAUUUGGUCGGAAUAUUGCAAUCAACCAACGAAAAACGAUGACUCCAGCUGAAUGGUGGAGAAACUUCGGUAGUGCUACUCCAAAUCUUCAGAAAUUGGUGAUUAGAAUUCUGAGUCAAACUUGCAGUUCUUCGGGAUGUGAGAGGAAUUGGAGUGUAUUUGAACGCAUACAUUCCAAUAAAAGAAACAUACUAGAACAUCAACGGAUAAAUGAUUUGGUAUAUGUUCAUUACAAUCUCCAUUUAAAGAUGAGGAAUAGGACCAAAAAAAACAUUUUAUGAUCCUAUAGAUUUUGAUGCAAUCGAUUUGACGGAGGAUUUGAUAGUAGAUGAUGAGCCUGACCAGAUUAACCUUGAUUAACUAGAAGCUAUAGCUACUGAUGUAUUAAUUCCAAUAUUUGAAAGUCAAACUCGGUGAAACCAUGAUUUACCACAAGCAAAAGCAGAUGAAGAUAAUGGAAAUGCUGCUUGCGAAUUGAAUGAAUUUGAUGACAAUGAUGAUUUGGAUAUGGAAAACGAUAGGAUGUUUGAGCGCCACGAUCUGAAUGAUGUCGGUUAUGAAGAUAUCAAUGCUGGUCAUGAAGAUAAUAAUUUCAAUUUAAACGAUUAUCCUCGUUGAAUUUCCUCAUUUUUAGAAAAUAAGAUUCAAUAGAAGAACUUAGAAUUGAACUUAAGCAUUACGACGCUACCUUUUUCAACUAGUUUAGUACUUUAGUUAUUGUUCGACUUUUAUGUUUUUGGAUUGCUAUCUAUACUUUGAAUUACUAUCUUUA
Papaver somniferum (opium poppy) is the source of this 2759-nucleotide messenger RNA. RefSeq lists its product as uncharacterized. Lineage: Eukaryota; Viridiplantae; Streptophyta; Magnoliopsida; Ranunculales; Papaveraceae. The transcript has 5 exons. The coding region runs from base 268 to 1173 and encodes 301 amino acids. The record is from RefSeq and is a predicted model, not a curated record.